This is a messenger RNA of Microtus ochrogaster (prairie vole), 1560 nucleotides long. RefSeq names its product abraxas 1, BRCA1 A complex subunit (gene Abraxas1). Lineage: Eukaryota; Metazoa; Chordata; Mammalia; Rodentia; Cricetidae. The record is from RefSeq and is a predicted model, not a curated record. Gene Ontology annotation, cellular component: nucleus. Gene Ontology annotation, molecular function: polyubiquitin modification-dependent protein binding; microtubule binding. Gene Ontology annotation, biological process: protein K63-linked deubiquitination; mitotic spindle assembly; attachment of spindle microtubules to kinetochore.
GGGCCUCCCGUCACGUGCCGCGGUAGUGGCGGCAGCGCCUGAGCCGGCGGAAUGGAGGGCGAGAGCACGCUGGGGGUGCUGUCUGGUUUCGUGUUUGGCGCGCUCACCUUCCAGCAUCUCAACACCGACUCGGACACGGAAGGUUUUCUUCUCGGUGAAGUCAAAGGUGAAGCCAAGAAUAGCAUUACUGAUUCACAAAUGGAUAGUGUUAAAGUUGUUUAUACAAUUGACAUUCAGAAAUACAUUCCAUGCUACCGGCUUUUUAGCUUUUAUAAUUCUUUAGGUGAAGUAAACGAACACGCACUGAAGAAAAUUCUUUCAAAUGUCAAAAAGACUGUGGUGGGCUGGUACAAAUUCCGUCGACACUCGGAUCAGGUAAUGACGUUAAGAGAGCAGUUGUUGCACAGAAACUUACAGACGCAUCUUUCAAGCCCAGAGCUUGUUUUUCUGCUGUUAACACCAAGUAUAACAACAGAAAGCUGCUCCACUCACUGCCUGGAACAUGCCUUAUAUAAACCUCAAAAGGGGCUUUUUCAUAGGGUGCCUUUGGUGGUUGCCAACCUGGGAAUGUCUGAUCAACUGGGUUAUAAAACAGAAUCCGCUUCCUGUACAUCCCCUGGCUUUAGCAGAGCCGUGAGAGCACACAGUUCUCAGUUUUUUAACGAAGAUGGAUCACUAAAGGAGGUGCAUAAGAUAAAUGAAAUGUACGCUGCAAUACAAGAAGAAUUAAAGAGUAUAUGCCACAAAGUUGAACAAAGUGAACGGGAAGUAGAGAGAUUAAUGAUGGAUGUAAACCGAUUAAAAGAAGUUAGAAAAGAGCAGCAAGCUCGGAUUAAAGCAGCAGGAGAGAAGAAUGUCCAAAACAACCCCCAGGAGAACAUUCUUCUUUGUCAAGCUUUACGAACCUUUUUUCCAGAGUCUGAGGUUCUUCAUUCUUGUGUUAUUUCUUUGAAAAACAGACAUAUUUCCCAAAGUGGAUGUAGCAUGAAGCACCAUCUUGAUGUGGCUAAGCUGACCCUAAUGGUGGAGUAUAUUCACAGCCCUGACGCUAGUCCACUGCCUGAAGCCCAGCUAACUAAGCGUAAAGAUAUAGACACACAAGACCAGUGGCCUGGGAAGAAACCACGGCUGCAGGAGACAGAAAGCAGUCACCAAAACAAAACGUCCUCAAGCAGCCCAGAUAUAGACACAGAGAUGGGAAGCCCGGAAGAGGACACUGAAUACCCUCGCUCUCCCACGUUUUGAUUCUUGCGAGAUGAUAUUUUUACCUGACUGAGGUUCAGACACUAUUUUACUGUCUGCUACUGGAGUAACACAUGAGUUCAUGUUUUACUGCACUGUAGGGGAAUACGGUAUUUUUACUACUCAACCGUUUGUAAUAAUGAUAAUGUUUUAUAAAGUAUUUUAGAAAUUCCUAUUUAUAUUUCAUACAUUGUAAAUGCUCUGUGAAUGUGUACAUGUUCCACUCAGCUGCAACCUCCCUCGCUUCCCAGCCUCUUCUCACUGUGCCUUCCCUGUAGGAAUUCUCCCUUCCCCUUCAUAUCCCCUGUUCUGUUGCCU